Messenger RNA from Naegleria fowleri, 1494 nucleotides. RefSeq lists its product as uncharacterized. The record is from RefSeq and is a predicted model, not a curated record. Bases 1 to 1494 code for a protein of 497 amino acids. The transcript has a single exon. Lineage: Eukaryota; Heterolobosea; Eutetramitea; Acrasida; Naegleriidae.
AUGCCUAAACGAGAAUCAUCACCCACCAACACAAAGCCUCCUGCUGAGAAGGAACAAGAAGAACAAUACGAUGAUAUCGACGACGAUUCUGAACAACAAGCAACAGAGGAACAACAACAAGAUACUUUAUCUCCUAAACAAAAAAAGAAGAAAUCCAAUCAAGCCUCGAAUCAACCCAAAGUCAUUCAACUUCUCUUCUCCAAAUCAUUUCUCUCUAUUGAACAAGCCUGUGAAACUAUUCAAACUAUAUCCUCUGAGGAUCCGGAAGAGCAAUUAGCAUCCAUUAAAUUAUUACAAAAUCACAAUGCUAUUAAGAGAUUGAUUGAAAUAUUAACCAUUGAAAAUCACAAUCCAAUCAUUCACGAGAGUGCACUCGCAUUGAAUCGUCUCUACGAAGUUGAUGAAAAUAUAUUCUCCAAAUUAGAAGGUGAAUUAAUACAUCAAUUAUUGAAGGGCAUUAUUGUGUUGUAUAAGAGUGAUCAUUCUAUUCAUCCAUCGAUUAUUUAUGAUCACAAGGAAUUGAUGAAUUCCAAGACAACUCAAGACUCUCAUUCAUCACUUCCACCAGUUGAAUCUUUCAUUUCUAAUCUCUUUGAUUUUAUUUUAGAAUUAAUUGAAUCUAAUACUUUUAUGAAUGAAUUAUUGAAACAAGAAGAAUUACUUCGAGAAGUUUGUCAAUUAUUGUGGACAUCUUCUUUUAAAGAAAAGAUUCUACAUUUAAUGUAUUCAAUGAGUAGAGAAGUGAUUGGACUGAACACAACACUACCCUUCUCUACAACGAUUAAUGCUACGAAUAUGGUCACAAGUGCUGUGAAUGAAGAUGCUACUAUUGGUAUUGCUAAUACACACUCUCCAAAUACACUCACCAUUAUUUCAACUAUUCGAAGUAUUCUACAAUUAGUGAAUUUUAGUGCUGUUGACUUGAAUGAAGACAUUUCUUCUCUCUUCAAAACCUAUGCUAUUGGUAUUUCAAAUAAUUUAAAUGAAAAUCAAAUGGAUGAAUCUCAACUCAUUACCAAUAUCAAAAAGAAACAACAUUUGGAAUUAACAUUUGAAAUUCUACAUGGAAUUGCAUCAUUGAAUAAUAUUCAAUCUAAAUUAAGAGCAUUGAAAGUAUUUAUUGAGUCUAUUUCAUAUAGUUGUGAACAUUCACACUUUGAUAUUCUCAUUGAAUUGUUAAAUGAUAUAUUUGAAAUCUAUUCCGAUGAAAAGGGAAUGGAAAGAGAAUUGUUCCAUGAUUUAUUACCAUGUUUGGAAAAGAUUCAAUUGAAUGAAUUUAUUAAUGAAUUGAAAGAACGAAUUGAGAAGAAUCUUGAAAAGAGUGAUAAGAAUGGUAGUGGUGAUGAUGGUACUAUUGAUACCACCACCUCUCCUCCUCACUCCAUCAUCAUUACUGAACAAGUCGAAGAGGAUGAAGAAUUGAAAGAACAAGCAGAAGAAGUGAAUGAAAAUUUGAAAGAAUACAUCAAGUACAUUAAAAAGACAUGUUGCUGA